CUGUAAAAUCGAAUGAAGAGUUCCUAAGAAGGAGGCGCAUUUGUGUUAUUGACAAAAAUCAGAAUGGAUCGUCUUGAGUGGAGUGACACAAAUCUUGUUCCUGGAGAGGAACAAGUAAAUUUACAACCAGGAAUUGCAGUAUAUGACGGACAAGAUAAGACCUGCUUUGAAAAUGGAGUACUAACACUUACCACUCACAGAGUGAUAUGGAAAGAUAAUAGAGACAGGACAAGAGUUUUAGCCUUGCAACAUAGUUUAGUUGUAUAUAUUGAAGAGCAGCCAUCAGGGUUUGCCAAAAGUGCAAAGAUUGCAGUACACGUGUCAGCCCCUGGACCCAAUAAGAAGCCUGGGCCAGUGACCCAGAGUCGCUAUGACUACAUCCGAUUUUCCUUCAGAGAAGCAGGGGAAGGACAGUUUUUCAGAGAUUAUAACGAACAACUACAACAGAAAAAAUGGGAGCACGUUAUACCUCAAAGGAAACCAGGUGCAUCUCGACACAGAGCUGGUAUUAUGGGCAUUGAACGUACCAUUCAACAAACACACGCUAACACAGACAAAAACAUUUCUCAAGCGUUUCAAGAUCUAACAAAACUGAUGGAAAAGGCCAAAGAAAUGGUAGCAAUUUCCAAAUCUAUAGCAACGAAGAUCAAAGAUAAGCAAGGAGAUGUUACAGAUGAUGAGACAAUAAAAUUCAAGUCCUACUUGCUGAGUAUGGGUAUUCCUAACCCGGUCACCAGGGACACGCAUGGGUCAGGAGACAAGUACUACACAGAGCUGGCCCGGCAGCUGUCCAAUGUCCUAGAAAAACCCCUCAAGGAAUGUGGAGGUAUAAUGACACUAACUGAUGUGUACUGUCGAGUUAACAGGGCAAGGGGAAUGGAGUUAUUAUCUCCAGAGGAUUUACUGAAUGCAUGUGAAAUGUUUGAACUUCUACGACUCCCUGUCAGACUGAAGACAUUUGACAGUGGUGUGAUGGUGUUACAGCUACAGAGUCACGAUGAAGACCAAGUCAUCCACCUCACCACUCAACUGGUGGAAGACAAGGGUUCCAUAACUGCUGAAGACUUGUCCAAAGAAGUGGGCGUGUCUGUAAUUUUGGCAAAAGAAAGGUUACUUCUGACAGAGAAGGUCGGAGGGAUCUGCAGAGACGAGUGUGUGGAAGGACUGAGAUUUUAUCCCAAUCUGUUCUUGACCAAUGUCACCUGAAUAACAAAAACAAUUUUGUUUAUUAGUUUGUUACCAUUGAUUUUAUUUGUAAAAUAUUUAAUGCGCCUGUAUAUAUAUAUAUAUACAAUUUAAAAAAACAACAAGUACAAUUAUUAAAAAUUUAUAGUGCUU
Molecule: messenger RNA, 1338 nt
Organism: Magallana angulata
Lineage: Eukaryota; Metazoa; Mollusca; Bivalvia; Ostreida; Ostreidae
Product: vacuolar protein-sorting-associated protein 36-like
Exons: 13
Coding region: 64-1206 (380 amino acids)
Biological process (GO): protein transport to vacuole involved in ubiquitin-dependent protein catabolic process via the multivesicular body sorting pathway
Cellular component (GO): ESCRT II complex; late endosome membrane
Molecular function (GO): phosphatidylinositol-3-phosphate binding; ubiquitin binding
Source: RefSeq, a predicted model, not a curated record